CGGUCGGCGGCGAUAUAAGCGGACGGUCCUGGAGACGAAGCUCAGAGUGCAUGCCAGUCCUCCGGAUCGAUCUGCUGCUGUGCAUAGUGGUUUAUUACGAGAUUUGCUCUAGUUCCACACGGCAGUCGGCAGAUCACCAACGCCAACUUCUCAUUGCUGCUUCUGCAAACACCAGCAAACGGCAGAGAUAACGUGUGGGGCCAAGCAUGGCCGCGGCCGUGACCGGAGCGAUGGCCACCCUCCUGCCCAAGCUUGCCGACCUUAUCACAAAGGAGUACAACCUUCAAAGGGGUGUCAGGGGUGAGAUCAUGUUCCUCAAAGCCGAGAUGGAGAGCAUGCAGACGGCUCUCCUAAAGAUCUCUCAGGCGCCAAUCGACCAGCCACCGGACAUCCAAGUCAAGCUUUGGGCCAAGGCUGUGAGGGACCUGUCCUACGACCUCGAAGAUAACAUCGACAAGUUCAUUGUGUGCAUCGAAACCCAUGGACAGCCAGACAAGUCGCACAACUUCAGGGGUUUCAUUGAUAAGUGUCUGAGCCUGCUGACCAAGGGCAAGAUUCGCCAUAAGAUUGGCAUCGAUAUCAAAGACAUCAAGAACCGCAUCAAGGAGGUAAGCGAGCGGCGUGACAGGCACAAGGUUGACAGUGUGGCCGCUGCCAAGCCACCGGGUCCAACUAUUGAAGCCCUUCGCCUAUCAGCCUUGUAUGCAAAGGCCACGGAUCUCGUUGGCACUGACAAGAAGAGCCUUGCGGUAGUCAAAAUGCUGAUGGAGGGAGAUGAGGUCUCCAUGAAACAGCUGAAGGUGGUCUCUAUUGUUGGAUUAGGUGGAUUAGGCAAGACAACACUUGCUAAUUCAGUCUAUGAGAUGCUAAAAGUACAAUUCAAUAUUCAACAACAAAAGCUGCAAUUAGAUUGUACACCUUUUUCCCCUAAAAGAAAAGGUUGUAUGGCUUUUGUGUCUGUGUCUCUUAAUCCUACCAUGGAGAAGAUUUUCAAGAGCUUGCUCCAUCAAUUUGACAAACAUGCAUACCAGAACAUCAAUGAAGCGUCCUGGGGCGAAGCACAACUCAUUGGUGAGAUAAGAACAUUCCUUGGAGACAAGAGGUACUUGAUUGUUAUUGACGACAUAUGGGAUAAAUCUGUCUGGGAGAACAUCAAAUAUGCUUUGCCUGGGAAUGAACAUGGAAGUAGAGUAAUCGUAACAACUCGCAUUCUUGAUGUUGCCCAGCAAGCUGGUGGUGUUUAUCUGCUAAAACCUCUUUCUGUUGCUGACUCAAGAAAGUUGUUCUACCAAAGAAUAUAUGAGACCGAGAACAAAUCACCACCUAAUCAUUUGUUUGAAGUAUCUGAGAAAAUUUUAGAUAGAUGUGGCGGAGUGCCGUUAGCUAUCAUUACAAUUGGUAGUUUGCUUUCCAGUAAAAAGGGAAGAACACAAACACAUGAGUAUUGGUCCAAGGUGUACAAAUCUAUGGGUUCGGGGCUGGACAAUAGUCAUGAUGAUGUGAAGAACAUGAGAAGGAUAUUGUCCGUCAGUUACUCUGACCUACCUCCACACCUAAAGACUUGCUUACUGCAUCUCAGUUUGUAUCCAGAGGAUUAUGUUAUUCAAACUGAACAUUUGAUAUGGAAAUGGGUGGGUGAAGGUUUUGUGGAAGAAAACCCGAACAAGAACUUGUAUGAAGUAGGAGAGGAUUACUUGGACGAGCUCAUUAAUAAAAGCUUGGUCCAGCCCGUAAAGUUUGACAAUGCGAAUAAAGUGCGCUCUUGUCGCGUACAUGAUAUGGUGCGUGACCUCAUCACAUCCUUGUCAAACGAGGAGAAUUUCCUAACGAUUGUAGGUGGUCAGCAGCCAUUGCAUCAAUCAAGUAAGAUCCGCAGGUUGUCCAUCCAGACCAGCAGUGAAGAAGUUGCUAAUCAGCUGCCCAGCUUGUCCUGUGUGAGGUCACUUACUGUGUCUAGUCCAGCUUUCAGUUUGUUGCCAGCACUUUCACGUUUUCCAGUCCUACGUGUGUUGGAUUUAACUGACUGCAAGCAAGUGGAUAACAGUCAUUGGAAGGAUAUAUGCAGUUUGUUUCACUUGAGAUAUUUGAGUUUAAAGGGUACAUCUAUCACUAAGAUCCCAAAAGGGAUUGGGAAUCUGCAAUUUCUGCAAGUGCUGGACUUACGGUCCACCGAAAUCGAAGAAGAGUUGCCAUCAAGCUUUAUUCAACUGACACAACUGUUGUUAGUCCUCAUGCUUCAUAGCAUCCCUUGUGCAGUGCCAAGGUGGAUGUGCUCCAUGUCUUCCCUGUUGUCCCUUAGUAUCACACUGAAAACACUUGGAGAGGAGGACCUGCAAGUCCUCGGGAGCAUACUGUGUCUCAGUGAUCUGUUCAUACGAGUGGAGAAACCCACACCCGGCAGAGAUAAACGGAAGGUGGUCGAUAGUGGUUGCCCAUUUGUGCGUCUAACGAGGUUCAGUAUCAAGAGUGACACCAUGGAGUUGAGGUUUGCACAAGGAGCCAUGCAAAGUCUCCAAACACUGCUGAUUUUCAUGUUAAGUGAUGUGCGGGAGACAUUGCUUCAGUUUGGUGAUUUCGUAUUGGGUUUAGAGAACCUCUCUUCACUUGAGCAUAUCCAUGUUAAUGUUAGAAGUGACGCCAAGGAGAUGGAAAAUGUGAGAAAUGCAGUUCAGAAAGAGAUCGAUAUGAAUCAAAACAAUCCAAAAAUGACGUUCCCAGUAAUAAAGGUUUACAAAUCUGGAACCUACGGACGGUUUCUUGAUGUCACCAAGUUUAGUAACUAUGGUGAACUACGCAGAGAAGUGGGGCGCCUAUUUGGCCUUGAGGGCGAGUUGGAAGACCCUUUGAGAUCAAGCUGGAAGCUUGUACUCAUGGACAGGGAGGGGGACCUCCUUCUAGUCGGCGACGUACCUUGGCAGUAAGUUCCGCAGCCGUAACCAUCGACGUUCUGUGCUUUUUACUGUUCCAUGCUGUUCCUUAACGGUGGCACGCCUUCCAACUUUGCAGCGAAUUCGUGAAUGUCGUGUCCUGUAUAAGGAUCCUCUCCCCGUACGAGAUGGAGCAGAUGAUCCUCUAUUGAGCUUGAUUGAAGACGACUUGUUAGACUAAAGACCGCUUCUUCUGUACUCUCAA
Messenger RNA from Hordeum vulgare subsp. vulgare (domesticated barley), 3132 nucleotides. Its product is annotated as disease resistance protein Pik-2-like. Gene Ontology annotation, biological process: defense response to other organism. NCBI's taxonomy places the organism in Eukaryota, Viridiplantae, Streptophyta, Magnoliopsida, Poales, Poaceae. The record is from RefSeq and is a predicted model, not a curated record. Gene Ontology annotation, molecular function: protein binding; ADP binding. The coding region runs from base 207 to 2921 and encodes 904 amino acids. The transcript is spliced from 4 exons.